UUGGAGAUUGUACAAAUGAAAAUAAACGCUAUUAUUGUCGUUUUUUUGCUGAGAUGUAUCCUUCAAAAGUCAACUCUGUUUAGAGAUCUAUCUUUCAUAUUUCGAAGAUCAAAUCCCUACCAGGAGAUGAAAUCAAUGAUGAACUUCGGACCUAACUCCUUAACAUUUUCCACAUAAUAUCUGUGGACAAUGAUAGGAAUAUCAUUGGCAGCAAGUGCUUGGAACGCGAAUCUUGUUGUAUAUGCAAUAGAACAAUACAACAUGAAGGAGAUCACUGCUGCAAAAUUGUACAAUAUAGUUAUUGGUGGUAUGACUUUGGUCUCCGUCAUUAGUGCAGUUCUUGCAGACUCCUUCUUCGGAUCGUUCACCAUCUUCAUUGUUGCAUCUUUUGUUUCUCUGAUUGGUGUUGUCCUGUUUACGAUUUCAGCUACAGUUCCGUCCUUAAGGCCUGAAUUAUGCAUCAGAAAUAACUUGGUAGAAUGCGAGCCCCCAUCGACUGUACAACAUGGGUUCCUUUAUGCCACAAUCGCUUUGGCUGUGAUUGGAGCGGGAGGCACGAACUUCCUACUCGGAACAAUUGGUGCAGACCAAUAUCCUAACUCACCUAAACAUCGUCAAGUUUUCUUUAACUGGUUCCUUGGUGCACAUGAAAUUGGCGAAGUAAUAGGGUACACUGCUGUAGUUUACCUUCAGAGUAACGUUAAUUGGGGAAUCGGCUUUGGUAUUGGCGUUGCUGGAAAUGCAUUGGCCAUACUGCUCUUCUGUUGUGGAUCAUGCUUUUAUCGACGUGUAAUGCCACGAGGAGGAAGCCCGUUCACUAGCAUAGCUCGCGUUGUUGUGGCAUAUGUAAGGAAGCUUAAAACAAAUGCAACAAAGUCAGAAAUCGAUGGUAAUCCUUACUUUUAUGGUACCUCAACAUCAAGUAUUGUUCAUAGAGUUCCUCCAACUAAUAGCCUCAGAUUUCUUAAUCGAGCUGCCCUAGGAAGAACGGAUGAUAAUGACGUGAUAGCAAGCCAAAGAUUAAAAAAAUCAUGGAGCUUAUGUACAGUGGAGGAAGUAGAGGACUUUAAGAGGUUUAUAAGAGUAUUGCCAAUAUGGUCAUCUGGCCUUGUUUCAAGUAUCAUAUUCGGAGUAAAUUCAAGUCUAGUUGUGCUUCAAGCUUUAGUAAUGGACCGAAGCAUGGGAGCUCAUUUCAAAAUCCCGGCAGGAAGCAUGCUCAUCUUUAUCAUCGUCUCAACAUGCCUAAUGAUCUUUAUACUUGAUCGAAUUAUGUAUCCAUUGGUGCAACACAUAAUUCGUCGAACAUUGACACCUUUGGAGUCCAUAGGUUUCGGGUAUCUUGUUAACGUGUUGAGUGCAGUAGCUUUUGCCCUAGUCGAAAUGAAGAGACUAGAUUUAGUUAAGACUAAAAUUUUGAUGGAUAAACAAGCACAAGUAGUGGCUCCUAUGUCGGUUUUUUGGCUCGUCGUUCCCCUUGGGUUGAUGGGUAUUGGCUCAGCAUUUUAUUUUCCAACAUUAAUGUCAUUCUAUUAUCAAGAACUUCCGAUUUCACUCAAGAAUACUGCAAAUGCCAUGAUUGCCUUACAAUUUUCAGUUGGAAGUUAUCUUGGCAUCGUUUUUCUUAGUGUUGUUCAACAUUCUACUUCAUGGUUACCAGAUGACAUUAACCAUGGCAAUGCAGAUUACCUAUAUUGGACACUAACAAUCUUAGGAUUUAUAAGCUUUCUAUACUAUCUUUUAUGUGCUAAGUUGUACAAGUAUGAUUAUUCUGAUGGUCAUAUUGAAUCCAUUUCACGUGAUCAUUAGUUGACAAUUUGACAUCAUUUACUAUUAUCAAUAUAAUGUAACUUUUAUGACAUUUUUGGUACGAUGAUGACCUUGACCGAGU
Chenopodium quinoa (quinoa) is the source of this 1888-nucleotide messenger RNA. Its product is annotated as protein NRT1/ PTR FAMILY 2.7-like. Gene Ontology annotation, molecular function: transmembrane transporter activity. The record is from RefSeq and is a predicted model, not a curated record. Bases 190 to 1806 code for a protein of 538 amino acids. The transcript is spliced from 4 exons. Gene Ontology annotation, biological process: transmembrane transport. NCBI's taxonomy places the organism in Eukaryota, Viridiplantae, Streptophyta, Magnoliopsida, Caryophyllales, Amaranthaceae. Gene Ontology annotation, cellular component: plasma membrane.